Exophiala spinifera is the source of this 678-nucleotide messenger RNA. RefSeq lists its product as uncharacterized. The transcript is spliced from 2 exons. The coding region runs from base 1 to 678 and encodes 225 amino acids. Lineage: Eukaryota; Fungi; Ascomycota; Eurotiomycetes; Chaetothyriales; Herpotrichiellaceae. The record is from RefSeq and is a predicted model, not a curated record.
AUGGUCUCGGGGAGUAAACGCGUAAUCACUGCGGCGGGCGUCAAGGCUUCUCAGGCCCCGUUAAUUGGCCAUCAUCAACUGAUUGUGGGUUUGCUUCGCGCCAACCUACUGAGCCUUAACGCGCGGAUUGUUAUUGCCGGCGCGGAACCUGCUCGGGGGGACAUGCCCCUGUUUAGCUUCAUAGACGUCGCGGCUUUCGCGGCCAAACACCAUCAGGGUGACCGAACAGCCGCUAUUGAAGCCCUUCUGCGCAACGGGCCGAACAUGAAGUACGUGCCCAACCGGGCGUAUGCCAACGCGAAGCUCAUAAUAGCUUGGUGGGUUGCUGCCUUGUCGCGCCGGCUACCCUCCGGCAUGGUUGUGUACGCUGUGUCGCUCGAUAGCGCGCCGGACACUAAGGUGGCCCGUAACGCUGGCCCGGCCUUGAAGUGGCUGAUAAUACCGCUGACUCCUGAUAUCGCCGCUCAUUGGUAUCUCCAGGCAUCGAAGUUCGGAACCGACGCCUCAAGGCAAUUCUUCGCCUCAGCGCCCACGAAGCUCACCGGCCCAAUCAAGGCGAUACAUCACCCACACUUUCACGAUCGCGCCAACCAGGAAGCCGCGUGGCAAGCCGUCGUCAAUGUCUCCGGCGUCGAUCUUUCCAAUGACCAGCGUCCACACCUGAACACCAAGACGUAG